CGGAGUCCGACCACAUGCCUCGCCGUGACUAUGUUCGCCGGUGCCGGGACCGGUCGAUCGACGUCACCGCUCGCCAAGACUCCAUCAACUGGAUCUUGAAGGUGCACGAGCACUACAAUUUUAAACCGAUUACUGCUGUCCUCUCCGUCAAUUACUUCGAUCGCUUUCUCUCCUCGAAUUUUCUUCCGCGACCGAAUGGAUGGCCGUUUCAGCUUCUAUCGGUGGCGUGCUUGUCAUUAGCGGCAAAAAUGGAAGAACCUCAGGUCCCACUGCUUUUGGACCUCCAAAUUUUCGAACCGAAAUACGUUUUCGAGCCCAAAACGGUUCAGAGAAUGGAGCUUUGGAUCAUGUCUAAUCUCAAUUGGAGAUUACGCGCCGUCACGCCGUUCGAUUUCCUCCACCACUUCAUCUCCAACCUUCUUUCUUCUUCCGCCACCGCCACCGGCGAUGGAGACGGGGAAGACUCUCAUCGCCUCUUCUCUGCUUCUUCCGAUCUAAUUCUCAGCACCACCCGAGUGAUCGAUUUCUUGGGGCUUCCGCCAUCCGCCAUCGCUGCCGCCGCCGUUCUCUGCGCUGCUGGCGAGAGGUUCGAUUCUCCGGCGGUUUGUAGCCAUUUCCUGGCAGCGAACAGAGUCGAAAUGGUGAGAAGCUGUCACCAACUAAUGGAGGAGUAUGUGAUCGACACGUGUCCGGCAGCGCUCCGAAAACAGCGGAGUGGUGAAGCCGAGCAGCCGGCGCCGCCGAGUCCAGUCGGCGUUCUCGACGCGGCUGCAUGCGGUAGCUGUGACAACACCGGCUCUACGAGCCACGAAGCCGCCGCCGAGCCUCCUACGAAGCGGCUGCGGUCCUCUGCGCCGGAUGUACAGGAGCAGUAGAUAAGACCUACUUCGUGUCAUUUUGUUAGAGGAAGAGAGAAAAAGAGAGCUUUUUUUAUUUUCCCAAAUCAGCGGUGGUUCUCUGUUUCUCUCUUUUUCUUUGGUCGCCAUUCUCUUUGUCGUUGACCAUUAAAAUGAACGGUUGGGAUUGCAUGGAGGAUGAUCUCAAGAAAACAAGAGGGGAAAUUUUUGCUGUCUUUUUUAUUUGGUUAUUUAUUUAUCCAAAAAAAUUAUAAAAAAUACCAUAUUUAUAAAUUUUGGGUCUUUCGGGGGGUAAAUGGGGAAAUAAUGAGGUUUAAGUAAUGAUGGGGAAAAAAAGUCAAUAAUUUAUCAAUUAUUCGAAGCUGUGAGUGAGAGUAUCAUCCCCAUGCAUGAAGAACCACUGGAUUGUAUAUUUAUGAAGAGGCUCUUCAUGAGCCAUCUUCACUUUAUGAAAUGACUAUUUUACCCUUCA
Momordica charantia (bitter melon) is the source of this 1329-nucleotide messenger RNA. Its product is annotated as cyclin-D2-1. The record is from RefSeq and is a predicted model, not a curated record. Lineage: Eukaryota; Viridiplantae; Streptophyta; Magnoliopsida; Cucurbitales; Cucurbitaceae.